GCUGCGGAAUGAAGAGAGGGCUCGGUUCUGGGCGCGGAGACCGAAGACCGUGGUGUCCGUUUUCCCACGUGCAUCUCGUCAUUGGAUUGGGGCGGGCCACCAUCACAAACUCUUGAAUAAUACUCGUCUCCUAGUCUGUUUCCUCCGUUGUGAAAUCGCAGGACUUCCUUGUCUGCCUCGGGUCGUUGUGACUGGGAACUUGUUAGAAAUACAGGUUCUCUGCCCACACCCCAGACUUAUUGAAUCAGAAACUCAGGGGAUGAGGCCCCACCAUCAGUGUUUUAACAAGCCCUCCAGGUGAUUCUGAUGCUUGCUUAAAUUUCAGAACCACUGGGCUACCGUAAUGUAGCAAGCUGUACUGAGGGCCUUCUCAACCCAAGCUGAGAAAGUAAGAGAAAGAAAGGAGGUGGACUUGAGAGAAGUCUUGGAGACAGACUCAGUUGCUUGAGGAGGAGUCAGGGGUGAAAGAGUUUCUGGCUUGGGCCACGGGCCUGAGGUGGGACCUUAAGUGAUGGCUCCAGGUGUCAACCACGUGUGCCCUGCCUCCAGGCCUGCACUCUUCUGCGCAGUCACACUAGGGCUCUGUGGCCGUGCCUCCCGGCCGUUUUCAGGUCAUAGGCCACAUAGGAAAUGAUAAUAUUUGUACAGUGCCCAGGGGAAAUGGAUGAAGCUGCUUGAGGUUGGAGGAGACCGGCUGGAGGAUUGAGGCUGCUGGAAGCUGGAGGGAACCACCUGGGGGGGAUUUGAGCUUCCCAGAGCUGAGGGAAAUUAGUAACCUGUUCUCAGCAUACUGCAGAAGAGCUUUGUCCCAUGGGAUUUGCUGAAGAUUAGGGGUGCUCACUAAAUUUGGCAACAUAAAUCAAGAAGCUUGAAAGAGUUUAUACCCUUUGACUCAGUAAUUCCGUUCCUGUAGAUCUCUCCCAAAUAUAUAACAAAAGAAAAAAAGCCUUCUGUUGUAGAUUACAUACAACAGAGAAAAUUAACAACUCUCUGGAGAAUCGUUUUUGAUCUAGUCAGUCAAUGAAAUGUUGUACUGCCCUUAGGAAUGUGUGAAUAUUUUGUAAAAAUCAUAAAGAAACCUACCGUGCUCAUUCAUUAGACGAUUGUCUAGUAAGCCCCUGCUCUGUGCUGAGUGGUGAGCGAGUUAGCUCCACAGAGCUGACUGCCUGGGGGAAGACCCAGCUGAAGGAGCAGAAACUCCAAAGAGUGAUUGGUGUUUGAUAGGGGAUCAGGGGCUGCUGCAGGAGAAGCUGCUCUUUGGGGUAUGGGGAGUGGGUCAGGAAAGGCAUCCUAGGAGACAAGGUGGCACUCCUAAGGCCUGGAGGAUGAGUAGAUGUUGGUACGCAAAGGGGAGAGGAACAUUCUACGCAAAGGGAACUGUGUUUUAAUGAGUGUGCUGAAGCUGGAGCACAGAGAGGGCACUGGUGAGAGGAGGCCAGAGGGGACCAGCGGCUUGCUCACAUGGGGCCAUGUGCACUGUGAAGGUGAGAAGGUUAGACCUGAUUCUAAGGGUAACAGGAAGCUGUUGGAGGAUUUUAAGCAAGAAAAGCUGUUGCUGUAUGUGUCUUGGAAGUAUCCCCUGUGGCUACAGCGUGGAGAAUGGAUUGGAGGAAGGUGGGCCUGGAAGCUGGGAGCCCAAGUGAAGAGGCUGUUGCAAUAGCCCAGUACACGGGCCUCUCACUGUUGUGGCCUCUCCCAUUGCAGAGCACAGGCUCCGGACGCGCAGGCUCAGCAGCCAUGGCUCACGGGCCCAGCCACUCCGCGGCGGAUCCUUAACCACUGCGCCACGAGGGAAGUCCCGUAAACAGGAAAAUAUUGAUUUGUUUUUUAAACGGCAGUAAAUGGUGAGAGAAGUACAAUAGUACUUUGAUCUGCAAGGAUAUUAGAAAAGAAAGGAUUUGCAUCCACAAGAUCGGUGGUGGUUGUAGAAGUUUGUUGGCGAGCAGCCUGCGUUGACUACUGCAGGGUGUUGGAUCACAGUUAACGCCUACUUCUGCUCGGCUCGUUUUUCUUCAGGCGCAAGUGCCUCCUUGCACUGGGCUGUGAUGGAAGGGCUGCUGACAAGAUGCAGAGCGCUGCCUGCCUUGGCCACCUGCAGUCACCAGCUCUCGGGGUACGUUCCCCACAGGUUUCACCACCGUGCCCCAGGGAGAGGGAAGCGCUUGGUGCUGUCCCGCAUGUUCCAGCCCCAGAACCUUCGGGAAGACCAGGUGCUCUCGCUAGAGGGCAGAUCUGGCGAGCUGACCUGUAAGAGCCAGCGGCUGAUGCUGCAGGUGGGCCUGAUUCACCCAGCAAGCUCCGGCUGUUACCACCUCCUGCCUUAUACUGUCCGUGCCAUGGAGAAGCUUGUGCGGGUGAUAGACCAGGAGAUGCAGGCCAUUGGGGGACAGAAGGUCAACAUGCCCAGCCUCAGCCCAGCAGAGCUGUGGCGAGCCACCAGCCGGUGGGACUCGAUGGGCAAGGAGCUGCUAAAACUUAGAGACAGACACGGCAAGGAGUACUGCUUAGGACCGACUCACGAGGAAGCCAUCACAGCCCUGAUUGCCUCCCAGCAGACACUGUCCUACAGGCAGCUCCCGCUCCUGCUGUACCAGGUGACGAGGAAGUUUCGGGAUGAGCCCAGGCCCCGCUUUGGUCUUCUCCGAGGCCGAGAGUUCUACAUGAAGGACAUGUACACCUUCGACUCCUCCCCUGAGGCCGCCCAGCAGACCUACAGCCUGGUGUGUGAUGCCUACAGCAGCCUGUUUAACAGGCUGGGGCUGCAGUGCGUCAAGGUCCAGGCGGACGUGGGCAGCAUCGGGGGCACGAUGUCUCACGAGUUCCAGCUGCCAGUGGACGUCGGAGAGGACCGGCUUGCAGUCUGUUCCGGCUGCGGCUUUUCGGCCAACAUGGAGACUCUGGACUUGUCACCAACAAACUGCCCUGCUUGCCAGGGGCCACUGACCAAAACCAAAGGCAUUGAGGUCGGGCACACGUUUUACCUGGGCACCAAGUACUCCUCCAUUUUCAGUGCCCAGUUCACCAAUGUCCACGGCAAGCCAUCCCUGGCUGAAAUGGGGUGCUAUGGCUUGGGUGUGACGCGGAUCUUGGCCGCUGUCAUUGAAGCUCUCGCUACAGAAGACUGCAUCCGCUGGCCCGGCCUCCUGGCGCCUUACCAAGUCUGCCUCAUUUCCCCCAAGAAGGGCAGUAAGGAGGAGGCGGCCACAGAGCUCACGGGGCACCUGUAUGACCACAUCACAGAGGCAGUGCCGCAGCUCCGAGGGGAGGUCCUGCUGGAUGACAGGACCCAUCUGACCAUUGGAAACAGACUGAAAGACGCCAACAAGUUCGGCUACCCCUUUGUGAUCAUCGCGGGCAAGAGGGCCCUGGACGACCCUGCACAUUUUGAGGUUUGGUGCCAGAACACCGGAGAGGUGGUCUUCCUCACCAGAGAGGGAGUCCUGGAAUUACUGAGCCAAGUGCAGGUUGUCUAAACGCCCCCGGACCCCUCCCACUGCAUCUCACAGUCUCGGUGUUCAUUCUAACGCUGCCUUUCUUAUACUGCUUUCCAGAGCUGGUCUCCGCAGAAAGAGGGCAGCUCAUGGAAGGUGAGACCAUGUUAGGAAAACCAGUUGUUAUCCAGUCAUCUGUUCGGACUAUUUGUAUUUAAAGUCAUUAUCUUGAUCCCUUUGUCUGGCUGGCCCUGCUGCCACAUAUCAUUCCUUUUACAUUCUGUUUGGAGGUAGUGGCUAGGAGGAGCCAACUUGUCAUCUUGGCCCUCAGGAGAGUCACUUCCCUUCUCUCAGUGGAGUUUCCCAUGUGUAGGAUGGGGCCUCCCCAGUGGCCGAGGCCCUUCCAGCUCCAGCAGUCCAACCACGGGCCUCUUGCCGCAUUCGGUCCAGAGAGGCAGCCCGCCUGUCUUCCUCCAUUGAGAAGUUGGCCUGAUGAUCUGGGGAGAAGAAUCAGGACACCUGACUGCCACUGACUCACUCACUGGAGACUUGGACACGACCCCUCCCCUGCUGGUGCCUCAGUUUCCCCAUCUGUGAUGUGAGAAAAUGGAACUAGAUCUGUAAGGUCCUUACAGCUGUGACUGGCUGGUUCCCCGAGAGGUUCAUGACAGGCAGAUCAGAUCUGAUCUGUUCCUCGGAUCCUCCAUCGUGUAAGCUACCCAGAAGGUAAAUACAAUUAGCUAAUUGCCCCCAAACCACCUCCAGAGACCUGGCCCUCCCUCUUGAGGUGGCUUAGCACUGAGAUCAUGUUACAUUGAUUGAAUAAAGUCAAACUAUUGGGAUGAGCCUUACAUGUUAAUUGGAAACAGUGCCAACACCUGCCAUGUUAACAGUGCAGCAGCUUCCUGCCUGGAAACUUUCCUUUUUCUACUCUUUCUCCACUCAAAAAAGAAAAUUGGGUGGCUGGGAAAAUGUGUGUUAAACCAUAUCUUCCCACAGGUGUGAGGGGCAGCAGGCUUCAAGUGCCAUGGUGACUUCGUCCUGCGUGCAGAGUUGCAUCCUAGUGCCACGCACGACAGCGGUGGAUAUUAAGGUCUCUGCCUGAGCCCUGGGGAGAACUGGCAGCAGGCUUGAGCUUUCAUUGCUCCUGCUUCCAGGAGCAGAAUCAGGUUCUCCAUCCUCGGCCCCCAGGGUCAUGGCUUGUCCAAACCUAACAAGAAUCUCUCGGGGCCAAGCUCAAAGCCACCACCUCCUGAAACAUGCUCGGCAGCUCCUGGCAGUGGUUCUGCCUUUGGCUCCCCCUAUGCUCGCCUGCGCAGCACCGACGCCCUUCUUUUUCACUUGGCGGGCACAGCUCACUGUAUGGCGGCCAGCCUCUCGUUGAUGGUCAGCUCCCUGAGGCUGGAGUCCUAGGCUGAUUCCUAGUGCACUGAAGUUCUUGUCUCAGCCUGUUGUUCUACUUGCCAAACAGCUUCCCUGCAGCUUGUGACCACUGUUCCUGCCAGAGUAACCUCACCCCCAGCACACACCAUCAGGUUUCCUAAUGACUCCCAGGCCUACCGCUGGGCUCUGGGCCAGCAUUCAGGCCAGGAGACAGGGAUUCUGAGAGCAAACCCAGAAGGGCUGGAUUGUAAGGCAGGAAUCUUACCCUUGGCUGCACAGUGGAAUCCCCUGCGUCCCACCCCGAGGUUCUGUUCUGGGGUGUGGCCUGGGCACUGGCAGUUUUAAAACUCCCCAGUUGAUUCUAAUUCGUAAAGUCGGUGGAGUGCCUUCUGAGGCUACAUUGCAAGGUGGAGUGUCUGAGUCAUUUCGGUUGUGCGUUGUCAGAUUGAUGUGAGCUCUGCUUUCAGUGGUCUGGUCAUUCAUUUGUUGAGGGCCUGCAUGUGCCACUGUGCUGUGAGGCCCUUUUAUAUGCCGUGUUCAGAACUUAAAACUGUGCAAGGUAGGUCCUGUGAAAUCCUCAUUUUACAGAUGAGGAAACCUGAAACUCCAUUUAAGCAACUUAAUCAAGGAUGCACAGCUAUUACGUAUUAGAGCUAGAAUCUGAGUACUGACCAAAACCUAUGCCUGUCCCACUAUACCGCAUGGCCUCUGCCUGGUCAAAAUGAUUCCAAUAAGUAAAAGAUUAUGUAUGUCUGUCUGAUCAAUUUAGCCUGAAGUAGAGAAAUUAGAAUUCUUACAAAUGGGUGCUUUAUUGUUCUGAAUCUUUUUUUUUUUUUUUUUUUUUUUGCGGUACGCGGGCCUCUCACUGUUGUGGCCUCUCCCGUUGUGGAGCACAGGCUCCGGACGCGCAGGCUCAGCAGCCAUGGCUCACGGGCCCAGCUGCUCCGUGGCAUGUGGGAUCUUCCCGGACCAGGGCACGAACCCGUGUCCCCUGCAUCAGCAGGCGGACUCUCAACCACUGCGCCACCAGGGAAGCCCAAGAAUAAGCACUUUUAAAAAUCAGAUUCAGACUUCCCUGGUGGUCCAGUGGUUAAGACUCCACCGUUCCACUGCAGGGGGCACGGAUUCAGUCCCUCGGGGAACUAAGAUCCCACGUGCUGCGUGGUGCAACCAAAAAUAAAUAAAUAAAUAUGCAUUUGCCUCCUUAUUAAAAAAAUCAGACUCAGGGAAUAGAGAACCAAUUAAUUUAAAAUGCUCAUAAAUGUGUAUGACACAACGAUUUGAGGGUGAUGUAGAAUCAUGGACCUUUAGAAUGGUAGAACUUGGAGUGUGCCUGUCCAGCCCUUGUUUCAAUGGGAGACAGGCCUGCAGUGGGAAUUAACUUGCCACAACCCAUCUUACUGGCAAACCGCCUGAUUGCAGGCCAGGUGCUACGUCUCCUAAGUUAGGCUACCUUGGGUCCAUCUUGUUGCAGGGAGUGAUGUCUGGCUGAGUCAGCCUUUGAGCUACAGAAGUGCUGUAGGUUUGAAACAGGUACCCAUGCUCUGUUUUCCAAGGGAGACACGUACAAGGAGCACAGUGAUUUGCUCAAGGUCAAGGUGAACUGAAACCCAGGUCUCCUGAUUACUUAGCCAGUGUCCUGUAGCCAGGGGCAGUAUAAUUUGGUGGAAAGAUCAGAACCUUGAACAGACAGUCCUAAAUCCACCACUUAGCAGGGAUGUUAUCUUAGACAAAUAACUUGUCCUUUGUGCAUCUGUGUAUCUUAGAUUCUUCAUCUGUAAGAUGCGCUCAUGAUAAUGGUACCUACCUCCCUGGGUUGUCUAAGGGUUGGCUGAGCUGACAUAUGAAAAGCUUAACCCUUAGUGUGCUCUCAGGAAAUGCUUCCCUUACAUGGGAUGACUUAGGAAAUACCCCCAUUGGGAGCUCAGGUUCUGCUGUUAACAUUAUCUCGAGACCUGGGUUUUGUUUUUUGAUAUGUUGCUUCACAACCUUCCUGGGGGGUGCCACGAGCAAGAAUUAAGUAACGCCUGCAGAAUGGUUCCAUCUCCUUAGAGGAAAGACAGACAUUUUCAAACCGUGUACCUUCUUCUCUCCUUUCUGAACUUGCCAAUGUUACCUCUUGCCAUAAAUUGAUGAAAUGGGGUUGCUGGCAAAAUAACAGGUACAGGCUGUAUUAUCAUUGCUCAUUCCUUGGGGAGAUGGAGAAGCAACUGGCUGAGAAAUGUUUAGCAGAAGUAAUACUUGAGGACAAAGGCUGGUGCAUAACAAAACCGUCGUGUAAAUCAAGUUUAGAAUGUAAAUCAAGCGCUCCAUUAAUAUUCAGUGUUUUAAUGGAAGAAACACCUGCUGGGCUAUCAAUAAAGGAGCUUUGCAGAAAUC
This is a messenger RNA of Globicephala melas (long-finned pilot whale), 7193 nucleotides long. It is a transcript of the gene PARS2, whose product is annotated as prolyl-tRNA synthetase 2, mitochondrial. Gene Ontology annotation, cellular component: mitochondrion; cytoplasm. Gene Ontology annotation, biological process: prolyl-tRNA aminoacylation. Lineage: Eukaryota; Metazoa; Chordata; Mammalia; Artiodactyla; Delphinidae. Gene Ontology annotation, molecular function: ATP binding; proline-tRNA ligase activity. The record is from RefSeq and is a predicted model, not a curated record.